UUAAUUUUCAGAAAACGUUUCUUUAUCCUAUCAUCUCUCUGCACCAUCUUCUUUGUAAAGUAUUUCCGUCAGCCCCGAGUCUGUCCUGACAAAGUUGAAUAAUCACCCAUCUGAAAAGAUGGAAACUGGAGGAAAAAAAAUCUAACUUGUUAACCAUGUGAUGAUACAGGGACUGACAUCCUCACUUCCCUUGAAAAAAAUGCUGCCGUGUGAACAGACAUGCUUUCACACACGCCCACAGGCAGCAUGUUGGUGCAUGUCUUGUUAAAGCACUACUGGUGAUGUGUGUCUUUCACAUCAUUUCUCACAGGUGUUCUUUUUUUUUUUUCCUGAAACAUGACCUAACAUUUAACCCACCCCUGUAACACAUUCUCUCCUCUAACUUUGAUUUGACUAAUCGGUUCUCUCUCUCGUUGUUCCCUCUUCCUCUUUUCCUUCUACCUUCUCUUUGGAUUUAAACUUUUAACACUCUUCAUCAACCCUUUCUCUUGUCCUCUGGUCUCUAUCUCUUUAUCUACACACUCCACUCUUUCUUGUUGUCUCUCUCUUUCCCUCUCAGGGAGGGAUGUAUGGGGAGAGGCAGGCCUCUUUGCCUCUAAUGGAUUCUUACGAUGAAAAACUGAUUGUGUGCAUCACAAGACGACAGCCUCCUCCCACCUACUGCCCUUGCUGAACUGACAAUGAGGGACCACUACACUAAAGAUGGGGCUACACACCAUCCUUAACACUCAGCUGUUCUGUCCCUCUUCAUUCUUUUGUAGCCUCUCUCUCUCUCUGCUUCUCUGACAUUCCUUCAUUUUAAACUGAUGUAGAUGCCCUCUCCCUGUGGACAAACUGAACAAGACACUAUGACCACUUUGUGAUCUGCGAGUCCCUGGACUCCAAAACAGUAACCACUCAAAUCAGCUACAACACUACAACUACAACUCGUCUGGACAACACUACUUCUUUCUCCGACAAAAAAAUAAAGACGAUGGAUUCAUCUAAGAACUUUUCUAUUUCUUGGAGAUUAGAACUAAGACCGAUGAAGCUUACUGGAAAGAACUGUUGGGAACAGAGCGGGAUACUUUUUGGUGAAAUUUUACAUAAUGGCUUGAUACUUUGGAAGAAAUUGAGGGAAAUGUGACAUUUCCUUUCUCUCCUUAUAUAGUACAAAAAAAACGACCAACAACAACCGAUGUUAAAUGAUCUUAUCAGAUAUGUGUUCAGCUUCUGCUUCUGUUUUGGUCGUGGUUGUUCCUCUUCUUGCUUUUGCUCUGUUCCACAGUAAUGCACACGUGCCAAAUGACACUGCUAAUGCUGCGACUGCCAAUACUGAAUGCAAGAACUUCAUACACUGAAGACUUUUUACAACAGCUACAGUCAUCUGCUUUGUUUUGUGCUCAGUUUGUGUAAGUGACAGUCCAUUGCAAAGAUGCAUGGGGAUGCUGCAUUUUACUGUAUAUGAUUGUGAUCUAUAGAUUUAACCGUGGAGAUACUAGAAUGGGUAUACCUACAGACAGAAAUGGAGAGACAAUAAAAUGAUUGUACAUCUUGUUGAACACAGUAUAGUCGGUUUAUCUAUAAUGUAAGCCCCUUAACUAUAAUGUAAUUCUUGGGAGAUACCACAUGAAUCAGUAGGUGCAUUUCCUUUUAUAUCUGCAGGUCUGUGAUCUUAUGAAUGUGUACUAACAAGACUGUCUCUGAAAGUAUCUGGGUGGGCUAACUGGAGUGCCUCGUCUGAUGGGUUUGUCCAACAUGACAAGGGUAACCAAUUAAGGUGUCUUUUUUUUUUUUAAGCAGGUUACUCUUGUUGUGAAUACUGUCUACAGAACUCAGCAGUUUUAUGGGACAGUUAAACUUGUAAGAGUUGAUUCUUGUCAUUUGGAUUGUUUUUUUUACAAGAAACUAUUGAGUUCUGUAUGAUUGAAAACUUCACAAACCCAUGGUCUAACCUGGCUUUAAAGAAACAAGAGAAGUAAAAAAUGGGAGAAGACACAGUAUUGUCGUUUUGUUUUUUUGCCCACAUUUCUUGAGUUCAGUGCUUGUUGUGUAGAAAAAUGCAUUUUCUUAGUGCCGACUGAGAUGUAGAUACUUACUGAGCAGAUGAUUAAAAGAAGCACUAGGGGGGUAUAAUGUGUUUUUUCCUUUCUUUUUUUAAACUUUCCUUUGUUAUUUUUUCUCCAUACUGAUUAAAACACGACAGGCGGUGCCUCAUUUUGUCAAAGAAACAUGUUGCCUUUUCAAAAUGGACUGACUAAAAGAGAAUAGAUGAGCAAGGGUUUGUUUGAUAAUCUGUGUAAGGUGGACAAGACCAGAAUUUGACAUCAGAUAAAUUGAGAAAAAAAAUAAAAGCACAUUUAAACUAUAUAUACAAGAGAAUAUUUGUUAAUUUUAAUAGUUUAAUGUAUUUUUUUGAAUGUGGAUUUGGGUUUAAUUGUUUUGGGUGCUCUGGGUGAACGCAUAUGCAAUCAGUUUUUAUGUCGAAACAUUCAGUUUAUGUCUUAAUUAAAUGCAAAAUAAGUUAGCUAAAUGAAAUUCAAAGAUACUGGAACACUAAUGGAAAAAUCUGAUUAUUGACUACAGCGUAAUAUCUUUGCCUUGGCUCUUAAAGUUGCACAUUCUCAUUUAUGAAUGAAUUCUGUAACUAGCAAUACUGUUUUUAAUAAAAAGGAAAAUGAUUUCUCAGAGCUUUUGUUUUCUCCUGUCUUAUGUUCAUCACAUUAUUUCAUAACUUACAAAAGGGAUUAGGGUCCAAAAAGAACGACAUUUGCUGGGUCAUGAAAUUGUUUUUUUUUUUCUCGUGAAUUUGAAAAGCUGCCAGUAGGUGUCGCUGUCCGUGUGAGAGUGUGUUUUAAAUAACAACAGCCUGAGAGGUGAUAAACAUUAAAUCACUCUGGGACUUAAACGUCGUUGCCUCACACUUGACUCAUCGUUUGAAAACAGUUCUAGUGUCCAAAACGUCUCUGCUCCUGCAAAAGAAACACACAGCGCCCAUGUGGAUAUGCAGAGGUUCAUGUGGCCUGGUUAUAAGAUGCAGCUUCUUGCAGAGCUGCAGAAACAACAGAACAACACCCAGUUCUGCGAUACUCUUUUGCAAACCGAAGGUAUCUCAAUCCCCGCCCACAGUUGCAUCCUUGCAGCUCUCAGUCCCUACCUGUCUCGGAAGCUGUCAGCAUCCACCUCUCUGUCGGGUGAGAAGCACCAGCUCCAGCUGCAGGCUCUGAAAGCCCAGACCCUGCUUAAGCUGGUCGGUCUUCUUUACUCUGGGGAGCUAGAAGUAAAAGGAAGUGUGGAGAAAAAUGAUGUGCUGUCUGCAGCCCGCCAGUUGGGGAUCACAGAUCUUGUUGAAGGACAGAAUUGGCAGAUGAAGGAGAGAGAACCACAGAAAAAGGGUUCACUAUGUAGCAGAGAUAAAGAAGAGAGAACUGAAAGUCUAAAAAUGCAAGAUGCACAACAAGUCCAGUUAGACUUCGCUGUAGCGAGAACUGCAGAUUCUCCACCUGAAGAGAGAAGCUGUGUAUCCAUAGGCACACAAACUAUUGCAACUGGUGAAAAGGCUGUGAGCAGCUCUUUUACUCACUCCAGCCAAACUAAAGCUUCAACCCAAGAGCCUGCAUCCUCUCUACCUCAGUACAGUACAUUACUAACCCAAAACUUCUGCUCCUCUUCCUGCCCAACCAUACCCUUCAUGCUCAGUGAGGCAUCAAGUGAUGGAGCGUCUACAUUAGAUCCAUCCUCUGACAGCGUCACCAACCCCACAUCCACCUCUGCUUCGUCCAAAAAUGUGAUGGCUUUGCCAUUUUUACUUGAUGAAGACUCGAGCUCAAGCGCGACACCUCAGGAACACAUCGCAUAUCAACAGUCAUCUGAGGGGACAACAAAUGGCAAGAUGGCUGACGGUUGUGAAAACACAGAGGAGAUGAACCUCCAUAUCCAUCGAGAGGAUCCACGUAGAGGAGGAACAUGUACCUCUAAAGAGAAGAGGCAAGAUCAUGCACAUUUAGGGAUGAGGAGUCUAGCUAAGAUGAAGCAAAUGCACAAGAUGAUGGAGGCCACACAGAUUUCUAUCAAGGUGAAGCUGAGGAGGAGGACUGAAGAACAAGUGUGGGAGGUUGUGAAUAGGCAAGACUCCGAUGAAACAUUAGCUGCUCUAGCUUCCCUGCAACAGGAUGGCUCCAACCAUAAAAGGCCACAGACAGACCUUACAAAUGAUGCUCCUCCAUCCACAUCUGUCCAGCCAGAUUCAAUCUCUAAACCAAAGAGCCCGCCUCCUCAACUUGCCACCAGCAACUCCACUGACCCACAGCCACCUCACUCCGACACCACCUCCAACUCCCAGAUCCAAAAUGGUGGGCUCGAUCCGGUCCCGCUCCCCCAGCCUUCAGGCCAAGUGGAGGACUCUGAUGAGCAGAUUGAGAAGCUGCUGGAAGACAUCAUGAUGGGUCUGAACAUCCUGCCUAGUUUAGAGAGAGACCCUAAGAAGUCUCAUCUACUUCAACCGAGCAACGAGCGAGCGCCUGCCACCUGCCAGAUCCGACCUGCAGAGAACGAUGCAGUGACCGGUCAGAUGCAUGCUGGUGUCGGUGCAGCAGUGUGUGAAUGCUGCCAGGAUCUUGGGACACAAAUUGGCCUCUCUUCAACAGAAUCAGGUAUCCAUUGUUGUUUUAUACUUCAGAACCAGCCCAGCUGCUCAAGCCUUUCAUCUGUUCAGUCGGAUGUUGUACCAGCCAGGCAGCAGCAGCUGUGCUCUCCUCAAAAUUCAUACUCCGUCACAUCCAUGAGCGAAAGACCUCGACCGAGCCACCAGGACAUGUCGCUGUCUAAAAGUCCAAAUCCAAGCAAUGAAGUUCCCACAGCUGUAGUCAUUCCUGUAGCUCUCUACUGUACUGGGCAAAUAAUACAUUACCCAGAAGUCAAUCUUCACAAGUCUUCACAAGAGGAUCAGAACAGCCUGGAGAUUCUACCCCGGACAGAUGUUCCUGAUGCCCCAUCCUCACUCUCUGUUUCUUUACCAUGCAUGAAGGACUUCCAGCUCCCUCCAUGUCUCUCUCCUUUGGAGUCACCUUCCUCAGCAGCGAAACAUCCGUAUAACUUCAGCAACCCGACGAGCCAUAGCGACAAAAUCCAGCUGCAGCCAUGUCUGCAUAGGCCACCAUGGCUCACUGAAGACCCUGGAUCACUACAGUAUCCUCUCAUUGCCAUCACUCACAACAGAAGUACAAGUGGAUCUUCACCACGGGAGAAGAACAACGGCUGUUGGGAAAAGUGUCAGCAGGGGGAUCUGACUCCACAAACUGGAGGAACCUGUGCAGAGUCAGGCCAGGUGAAUGAACGAAGAACAAUAUCAGCAGAUCAGCACAAUGUAGAAGAAGGGAAGUCUCCACCCAAGAAGAUGAAGACAGAUGAGAAAUGUAAACAAAGUGAAGCAGAUACUGCAGCGCCUGGAAGGAGAAAGAGAAGUCGUCUCCAAGACGCUGCGGGUUCUCUUUCCCACAAAGAAGUGAACGAUGGUGAUGCAACACAGAGUCAGUUCAACAUCAGCGUUUGUUCUGUCCGUCUGUCAAGCAACAACGUGUUGGCAAAGAAAAGAGAACAGGCCACCAGUUCAUCAAACAUGCCCGACACUCCUGCAGCGACACAAAAUGAACCGUCAAAUAUUACAGAAAACCUGACGGAGAAAACCAGAGAGCCUCGUGGUGGGAUCAGGACCAGAAGCUUUUUGAAAAAAGCUCAAGAGACUGCAAAUAACACAAGCCCACAACAUUCCUCUGUUUUGAAAACUAUCGACCAUGAAGCAACGAUCGGGAACAAACAAGGUGAGUCAUGCCCCAAACGGAAACGUGGAAGGCCCCCGAAAGUGAGGCGUCAAAAGAGUCCAGAGAUCUCUCAUACCAUCAAUGAGCAAAAGGAUGACUCUGCUAAAAAUGAGCCCAACAGUAGUUUGUCAAAAGAGGAGGAGGGCAAAACAGCAGAGAGAAAGUGUGAGAAACGGAGGAGGAAUAGAAGUCGAGUUGGGGUAGUUCCUCUGAAGAAGACCUCAGGGGCUGAGAGCACAACAGAGAAAGACCUGAACAACAACGAGGAUCCAGCCGUGAGGAAACCCAAACAACCUUGCAUGGUCACUUUAAAGGAGUUUCAAAAGCUUUUCAGACAGCGGCACUUAAAAACCAGGAUGUCAGAAGAAAACUGGGAUGAGAAAAUUAAUAAAACCGCAAGAAAGGAAGAAAAUGAUGAAGACAGUUUCCCAAGAAGUGGAUGUGAAGAAUCAACCAAGGAGACAGAAAUAGAUCUCAUUCAGCCUGACGACACCGAGGGGAUCGGAGAGUCGCACAGUAUCUUUGAUGUCACAGUUGAUAAAAAACAAAAUCACAUUUUAAACAACAAGGAUAGUGAGUCACAGAAAGAGGAAACGCACAAGUCUACUGGUGAGGAGGCCCGUUCGUUUGGUGAAGAGCAGCACUCAGUGUUUUCCUCUGAUGUUUGGGGAGGAGAUGUGGAAGAGUUAGCAGUGGAGAGUGAGCAGCCACUCCGGAGUCAACAUGAAGCUCCGACUUGUGAUGGAGCAGUGUCAACACAGCGGACUAUCAAUAAUGGAGCUUCUCAUAAUGACUCCAAUUUGGCACAAGACAUUAUGCCUUUGGACCACAUUAUAAACCCCCAGACUCCUAAGAGGACUGGUCUGCCGCUGAUGGAUGCCGAUGGCUGUAAGAAGAGCUCAGGCUGUGAUCAAAAAGAAGUGAAUGAGGAGGAGGAGGAGGAAGUGGAGGUAGACGUUCUGCUUUGCUCACCGGACAAAGCGCCUCAGACCAGACAUUGUGAGAAUGGACAGGAAAAUGUGGACAUUAUUCCAGAGGAGGAGGAGGAAGAAGAGGAGGAUGUGAAUGAGAUUGAUGUGACUGGAGAUGAAGCAGAGUGACCUUUUGACCUUAAAUUGUAAUUGGUUUUUACUCUGACAUGUUAAGCCGUUGGUUGGACUGAGCCUAAACUUAUGUUCUAGUUUAUGGAUGUUCACAGAGAUUCCAGAGGAAGUGAGAUAAUUAUGUCCCUCCCUCUCUGUUUCCACCAUCAGUCAUCAGGUGAUUUAAAGCUUUGUCCAUGAAAGAAUCACAGACUGAGGGACAGUUUUGACCUCCAUUUGGUUCCAUUUAAAGGUUCAAUGUUAUGUUUGUUUUGCCAUUAACAAUAAUGCCUUAGCAUUAAUACAAAUAGGGAACCAAUGUUCUUGUUGUUUAGAUUUAUCCUUUGUAUUUGUAAAUAGUUUCAUUAAUUUUACAUUUUCACUGAAUGUUGAUUUGGCAGACUGAUUAGGUAAAAGUACUUGAAGUGAUGACGUGUUUAAAAAGGAACCUUAUUUUGAGCCUAUGUUUGUAAAGUUCAAUGUUUUUUAUGUGAAACAAAAAAUAUAAAUAGUGUUUAUAAAAUCAAUGUCUGUCAU
Molecule: messenger RNA, 7417 nt
Organism: Labrus mixtus (cuckoo wrasse)
Lineage: Eukaryota; Metazoa; Chordata; Actinopteri; Labriformes; Labridae
Gene: ctnnd1
Product: catenin (cadherin-associated protein), delta 1
Exons: 8
Coding region: 2984-6898 (1304 amino acids)
Biological process (GO): cell-cell adhesion; cell-cell junction assembly; positive regulation of transcription elongation by RNA polymerase II
Cellular component (GO): adherens junction; cytoplasm; plasma membrane
Molecular function (GO): cadherin binding
Source: RefSeq, a predicted model, not a curated record